GUACAGUAAGAGGCUUAGUGCAGCGUCCAUGUGUAGCAGCAGCGGUGGUUUUCCAGCACACACUAGAUUCCUCUGGUUCAGUUAAUCUCUCUCUCUCUCACGCAGACUCAGGGCAGAACGAGGACGGCCCACGCAGAAUGAGGAGAGCAGUUAUUGCAUGUUGUGACCUCGCCGCGCUGCCAGGCCCCUCGCUAAUCUUCAUAUUUCCCAUGAUGGCGAUUUAAUCCUGUCAGCUGUGACGACAGAGGAGGAGGAAACGCUUCAGCAGCGUCUGCAGUGACAGAGGGACGCGGCCGGACGGCUUUUCAGACUUAGCUUCAUUUUUUCGACUUCUUCGUUAGUUGGAGCUGGACGUCGAACUCGCUGAUCAAAGCCGGCUACCUGAACGGUGCUGCAGCAGCGCGGUACCGGUCCCACUGUGAGGGUUCAGCGCAGGUCACGGGCCUCAUUCAAUGUGGCAGCAGCUCAGUACAAGUCCAGAAGCGUGAAGGAAGACGUGAUGCAGUGCUCUGACUUCCUCUGUCCGUCUGUGGACAACAGCUCUGUGCAGAGGCGUUUCCUGGGUUUGGCCUCCUGCUCCAUCAGAGACCUGCUCAGGUCCAAGCAGCCUCACAGCUGUCUGAGCCUCAGGGCGAUGGAUGGAGCGAGUGACGCGGGGGAGGUGAGGGCGUCUCGUCUGCAGAUGGAGGACGAGCGCUUCGAAGGACCUGAACACAAGUGCCCCGCGCUGUGCGACAGCCUCCACGGCUGCGUCCACGACAGGGAGAACAGUCCAGCGAUGAGGGCUGUGCUCUGUGCUCAGGUGUGUAAGCUGUACCGGUUCCAGACUGAGGACCAGCGCUGGCUGCUGGUCAGGGAGCAGCUGUCGGAGACGCCGCUCUCCUUCUCGUUGCCCAAGCGGCUGCUGAGCAUCCUCAUUCACGAGCACAGCAGCAGGGUCCAGGACGUGAAGGAGCUCAGCGACCUGCCGCUCCACUGGGACGGACUCCGCCGUGACGUCCUCGGCCACUGCAACCACCUGAUCAGCUGCUACCAGGAAACGCUGGCCGAGCUCCACCAGCUCUCAGCGUUGGCCUGUUUUAAGUCCAGCAGCAGUCGAUCGGACCGACACCUUCAGUUCGCUCCGACCAACCUGCACUCGCAGAGGAUGGAGGUCACGAGUCCGGACAGCCCAGGUGUGUGGUAUGAGAUCAUAACCUUUGGAGCUCCGGCCGAUCACCACCAGUCCUUCAAACACGGAGGACUGAAGAGGCUGCUCAGCAAACACGCCCCCCACAGCCACAGCUCUGCCUCCUUUUCCCGGGCCGAAUGCUCCAGAGCCAGAGCGCUGCUGAGCAGCAUGGCCCAGCUGCAGCCCCUGGUCUUUGGCCUCGCUGAGGAGCUGCUCUCUGUCUCGUUGGAGCAGAAGGCCACUUCGCUGCAGCGGGUGCUGGACAGCCUGACUCAGCAGACAGAGCUGUUCAUUGAGGAACUCCAAGAUGAGCUGGUGAAGCGCGCCCUGUUAGCGGCCCACAGCCGGUUCCCUGCCAGCGUCCACAACCACAGCAACGGCUCAGUGUGCGACGCCACAGCAGCUGCGCAGGAGCAGCAGCCUUCGCCCCAUGACUACGGCGAGGAGGAGUGGGACAGAACCUGGACCAAUGUUGGAAAGAUCCUCAGCUGUAUUAUCGCCAUGGUGAAGCGGCUGCAGGAGCGAGAGAACCGGCCUCAGGCUCUGAUGGCCUCUGAGCAGCAGGAGGCUCCUGGGGAGACGGGAUCGGAGCAGCAGGAGGCUCAUGGGGAGACGGGAUCGGAGCAGCAGGAGGCUCCUGGGGAGACAGGCUCUCAAGGCGCUGUCUCUCCCUGCUUCUCCACCUGCGCCUCCUCCUGGCAGGAGCAGCUGCUGCCCCUUGUGGUCACCCUCAGGGACUGCGUGCGUGAGGCUGUGGAUCAGGCGCGAGCGGCCAUGACCUUCGUGGUGCUGCAGGCGGCCGUGGGCCUCACCGUGGGCCAGGGUCCCGCACACGUGGUGCAAAGACGCCACGCCGUGUUCAGCCAGGCGCUUUCUGCAGUCGUGUGUGGCUUCGUGCUGAAGCUGCAUGGAAGUCUGGAGGACCGCGACUUCCUGCAGCAGCUUCACUCUGUGGGAGUGUUGGCUCAGUUUGAAAGCCUGCUCAGCACCUCUGACGAGCUGGGCAUGCUGGAGGACAUGGAGGUGGGCGUGGCCGACCUGAGCGAGGUGACGUUCAGCAUCACCGAGGCCAAAACCGAGGAAGCGGGAGACCUGCUGCCGACGCUGAGUGGGACGUGGGGCAGUCUGGUUGUCAACGUCCCGGUUCCUCCAGAGGACUUUGUGUCUCUGCCACAGGAACUAAAAGGAUCUUUGAUUCGACUUCACCCUGUUCACUUCAACAUUGGAAUCAACCAGCAGCAGAGUUUGGCUGAGAGGUUUGGUGACAGUUCUCUGCAGGAGAGAGUGAACCAGGAGAACUACGAGCGCCUGAAGACGUACUGCACCGCCCUGAGACACCGCCUGCCAGCGCUGCCUGGAAUCCAGGCGCUGCCGGACCUGCUGUUGUCUCUGGACCGGACCGUGGACAGCAGGAAGCGGAAGAACGUGGAGGUUCUGUGGCUCGCGGCGCUGGUGUGCCGCACGGUGAACGGCGUCCGUCUGACCAGCUGUAAGAGCGCCAAGGACCGCACGGCCAUGUCGGUGACGCUGGAGCAGUGUGUGAUACUGCGCGAGCGCCACGCGCUCGGGCGCCAGCACUUCACCAGCGCGCUGGACUGCAUGAGGAGGUCUCGUCUGUCCUGGGGCCACAUGCUGGGCUGUUAUUCCCCCUCAGGGGUCGCUGUCUCUGGGUUUGACACAGAGGAGCGUCCCUCUGACCUCCACAGCUUGUGGAUCCCUCAGUGUUUGGCCCCCAAAGCUCCCAGGCGACACCUGUACCCAGUGGCCUUCCUGCUGGUGACCUCUCACCUCCUGGUUCUGUGGCUGAUCCUCAGCCUGGUCAUACUGUUGGCCAAAUACCAAUAGACCAGACAAACUGGGACGUUAAUGGUGAACAUAAUAUCCCAGACGCUGUUUUCAUAGUGACUCUGAAACACUAUUAGUCAUUAGACAUUUGUGAGAUCAAAACUCCAGUGGUCACAGACUCCCAUUAGAUGUUCCAUUAAAACUAUUCUGUUUGUUUCUGAAUUGUUUAUGUUUUACCAUGUUCAUCAGUAUUUAAUGUUUGUGUUGUUUUUCAUCUGAACGGGAGGAGUUUUGGUUUCAGGUGUUAGUGCUCAUUAAUAUGCACGUGAAUGUCUACGCUGCUGUGUGUGUGUGUGUGUGUGUGUGUGUGUGU
Molecule: messenger RNA, 3329 nt
Organism: Betta splendens (Siamese fighting fish)
Lineage: Eukaryota; Metazoa; Chordata; Actinopteri; Anabantiformes; Osphronemidae
Product: type II inositol 3,4-bisphosphate 4-phosphatase-like
Exons: 19
Coding region: 500-3016 (838 amino acids)
Cellular component (GO): cytoplasm
Molecular function (GO): phosphatidylinositol-3,4-bisphosphate 4-phosphatase activity
Source: RefSeq, a predicted model, not a curated record